CUUCAAAGGGCUUUUUUUCCUGAUAAACUUUUUAGAGAUCUUCCCUAUUUUUCAAUCAAAACAAAAAAAACUCAAUUUUUUCAAUCAAAACAAAACAAAAUACGUGCGGAGCACGGAUCGCUUGUGUUUCGUGCGUUUCGUGAAGUAAAUAAAAAUUGCAAUCAGGAAGAAAAUACCAUCUAAAAAAUGGCCACAAAACCAUUGCUUGGCAGUGUACAAUCGGCGGAAUUGGUUUGCCGAUUAUGCUUCACGGAACGAAGACCUCACGAGUUGAUUUUCAUCGGUUCUGAAUUGCAGGACUGGAUCGAACUGCUGACUUCUGUGAAGAUUGAUCAUGUUCCAAAUGCCCCAACAUCGAUAUGUGUCGAAUGUAGGGCCACUUUAGAAAGCUAUGAAACGUUCCGGCAAAUGUGCCAAGAAAACAAUGGAAUAUUCCAAGAGACGUUUCUUCCGGUUGCGGAUCCGAAGAGGCGAAAAGUAGUUUCUAAGGAUGAAAAUAUAGUGGAAACAGAUGUUGAUCCUCUUGAAACUAUGGAAGUGGAACUCGGCGUAGUGCCUUGCGACUGUUCCACAGAUCAUGCGUCGCCGUUAGAGAACAUGGAAAUUAAGGUUGAAGACACAGAGAUUGAGAAACCAGCCCAAGACCCAAUCAAUGUAAAAAUAAUCACGGAACAUGAUAUAAAUCGAGAUGUCGUACUAAAAAUACUAAACUCAAGUCCGGCCUGCAAAGUUCUUAUAAGGCACAAACUUUCGCAGGGUUAUCCGAUUGCCAAUAAAGAUAUGAAUCUAAUUUGUCGAACCGUAUGUAGUCCACUUUUCAGUCCGAUGAUCGAGCAUGGAAUAUCCGUGACCACAAAAACAAAACAGAAAUUGGCAAAAGCUAUUGUAGAAACAUUCGACUGUCUCGGAGCUCGGAGAGAAGGUGCGCCAGUUGAGUUUCAAUGGUUUUGGAAGUUCAACGGCCAGUCGAAGGGGGACCACUCGGGAAAGAUUCAACAUUGGAUCCGUAAUACAUCGAAGAUCCUACAAGGCGUCCGACGUAAACGCCGAAAUGCGAAUCCGGGGCUGACCAAUGACGAAGCCAAUGCUGUCGAAGAAUUAGGCCAGUUGGACGACUUGGCAGAUUAUGUCAAGAUUAAUCAGCUUAUGACUUUAACGUUCACAUAUCGUCAGAGCCUACGCAUCCCGAAGAGUGGCCCUUCGUCAGUAUGUGCAGAAUUUCCACAUCUGCUGUGGUAUGGUCAUCUGAUGAUUGAUCAAGAGUUUGAUCGUAUGUAUCCCAAGAGACGUGCAAUCGGCACGCUUUCCUCUAUUUCUCCAUUAUGCUUAAUGCUAAAACACACAUUCAGCGAAAUAAGUUGCCCAAUCAUUCAAGCAUUGAUGAAAGUGAUGGCCGAAUUGACACUGCAAGGAAACUCCCGUAAGACGUCCUCCACCGGUUUACCGCCGAUAGAAGAUAAUGCAUCGGUGUUUGUCCGUUGGUUGCAACCCGAAACGGACUUGGACUAUUUUGUCGAAAAUAUCCCGGGAGAUCCGCCAUAUAUUGUCUGCACGGCGAGGGCCUUCGCCGAGGGACAGUACUAUGUGAUUAUAACGAACACGGCCAUCGAUUGCGGCCACAACUUCGACCGAGCCUUCGAUGUACUGGUGAAGGCGUACAAAGUGUUCAACAUUUCGGUGCCGGGACGGGCUAACAAGGUGAUAGAGCUAUUCGAUCUAGUUUAUGGACUCCAGAUGCACAGCCGAUUGAGCCACGUUAACAAACUGUUUGGCAACAUCAAGAAAGCGGUUAAUCCGAUGAUCAAUUGAUUUCUGUCGUAGAACUACUACACAACAGUGUUAGGAAAAACUCGAAUUCGCCAAAUACAUGGAUGAUCCAGAGCGAGUUGAAACA
This is a messenger RNA of Armigeres subalbatus, 1894 nucleotides long. RefSeq lists its product as uncharacterized. The record is from RefSeq and is a predicted model, not a curated record. Gene Ontology annotation, cellular component: nucleus. Lineage: Eukaryota; Metazoa; Arthropoda; Insecta; Diptera; Culicidae. Bases 187 to 1809 code for a protein of 540 amino acids. Gene Ontology annotation, molecular function: zinc ion binding. The transcript has 7 exons.